GUGUUCUGGUUGCUUGAUCACCUCUCACUGUCAGUAAAAUAUACAAAAUCGUCAGCGCUUUUUUGGUGCAACUUUUUAUUUAAUUUGGAGGAAUUCGUUCCGAUCAUAAUGCACCAAGAGUAUACAAUAUCAUUUGCUAGUUUAGUGAUUAAUACCUUCCAUAUCAUAAUUCUCACCAGUGCUGCUAUGCGGAACUCUUCCAUAAAUCUCAUUAUGGCUGCGGUUGCAAUUUUUGACAUAUUCACAUUGUUUCCAACUUUCGAGCGUUUCAUUUCGGAAUUUAUCAGCUCGUUUCAUCGCUGCUCACAACCACCUUCAUACUCUGAAGCGUUCAUGGAAAUAUGCAAAACGGAAUUCAAAGAUUUUUCGCAAAAAUGCUCUACAUGGCUAUGCUUUUUUAUUGCUCUCAUUCGAACAUUGGUAAUCCGUAACCCUCUAAAUCCAAAGUAUGAGAAAUUGGCACAUUCAAAAUUUUCGAUUUAUUUUAUAAUUGUAACAGUUCUGUUCAACAUGCCAUUCACCGUUUUAGGCUUUUUGAAAUACGAAAUAGUUGAAAUGGACUUUUUGUACGAAUGUGUUCGAGUUAUAAAUGGAAAACAAUAUGUUAUGGUUAUCUCCAAGUUUUACCGGCAUAACAAAGUACUUAUAGAAUUUCUGGAGACGCUCAAUUCUCUUAUUUCCAAAAUUAGUCCUUGUCUGCUUUUUCCGAUAGUCACAAUAUUUUUAAUUCGAGAAAUCAAAAAAGCUGAUGAAAACAGAAGAAAAAUAUCAUCCUCUUCUUCGGCCAAGACUUCGGAUUCUCGAAAAACAUCUCGAUUGGUGUUAUACAUGACAGUUAUGUUCUUCGUUUCCGGUUUUCCAUACAGUGUAAACUCUGUAGUUGGCUACUAUUUUGUACAUGUUCCCGGUAUAUGGCAAAUCCUACAACAGAUCGGGUUCAUGCUGUCACUUUUAUUAAAGUUGAACACAAUGUCCCAUUUUGUUGUAUGUCUUUGUAUGUCACAUCAAUAUCGGCAAACUGCAAUUGGUAUCUUAUUCUGUGGACAUUUAGCAUUUCAAGAUAAAAAGUCAAGUGUAGUUGGUGUAUCUCAAAACAAUUCUAGAAAAGCUUCAUCAACAAUUAAAGCAGUGUCCUAA
Caenorhabditis elegans is the source of this 1137-nucleotide messenger RNA. The record is from the annotation of a RefSeq genome assembly. NCBI's taxonomy places the organism in Eukaryota, Metazoa, Nematoda, Chromadorea, Rhabditida, Rhabditidae.